Solanum tuberosum (potato) is the source of this 450-nucleotide messenger RNA. RefSeq lists its product as uncharacterized. The transcript has a single exon. Lineage: Eukaryota; Viridiplantae; Streptophyta; Magnoliopsida; Solanales; Solanaceae. The record is from RefSeq and is a predicted model, not a curated record. Bases 1 to 450 code for a protein of 149 amino acids.
AUGGUGUUCAGCAAGGCAUGUCAUCUUCAGGCAGAACUAGAGCACCAAGCGUAUUGGGCAAUAAAGAAGCUAAAUCUUGACCCUGAGCUGGUGGGUAGGAAGAGAAUUGGUCAAUUGCAUGAACUUGAGGACUCUAGGCUCUAUGCUUAUGAGAAUGCGAAGUUAUAUAAAGAAAAAAACAAAAGAUGGCAUGAGAAUCUUAUAGUCCCUCGCACUUUCACUCCUGGCGAAAAGGUACUACUCUUUAACUCAAGACUUAAGUUAUUCCCCGUAAAACUAAGGUCGAAAUGGAGUAGUCCCUUCGAAGUGGUGAGGAUGACACAACAUGGUGUUGUGGAACUUAAAGGUAAGAAUUCCCCGUCGUUCUUGAUGAAUGGGCAAAGGGUCAAGCACAACUUUGAUAAAUAUUCAGAUCGUGAUCGGGAGGCUCUUGAGCUGAAUGAUGACUGA